This is a messenger RNA of Emys orbicularis (European pond turtle), 851 nucleotides long. RefSeq names its product cyclin dependent kinase 2 interacting protein (gene CINP). The transcript is spliced from 5 exons. Bases 25 to 738 code for a protein of 237 amino acids. NCBI's taxonomy places the organism in Eukaryota, Metazoa, Chordata, Testudines, Emydidae. The record is from RefSeq and is a predicted model, not a curated record.
GAGGCCCGCGGCCCCCGGGGGCGCAUGGGAGGAGGGGGGUGUCUGUCUCCAGCGCCUGGGGUCGGGUACCAGCCGCGUGCUCGCACAGGGGCGCUGCCUUUUCGUGCAGCAAAGAGUCCUGCAGCUGUUGCUCCAAAAAGACCUGUCUUAUCUGUCAGUGCAAGAAAAAUUAAAGAUAACGCAGCAGACUGGCAUAAUUUAAUGAUGAAAUGGGAGACCCUGAAUAAUAAUGGAUUUACUACUGCAAACAAAAUUGUAAACUUGAAAAUUGGCACACCAUUUAAAGAUAACAAACUGGAGAUAGAAUGUGACAACAUUGCCUCUGACUGUGGAAAGCUGUCUCCAGACUAUAAUGAAGAACUUGAGAUGUUCUGUGCAGAAUUGCUUGGGACCUUGGAAAACAUGGCAAAAAUACAACUGAAAAUGGAAAAACUGUGUUCAACUACUAAAGGAAUUUGUGAUUUAGAAACAUAUCAUUAUAAAAAUGGAGAUUGCAGGAAACCACUCUUUCACACAUGGCCCACUACGUACUUUUAUGAGGUUUCUUUCAAGCUCACUGAAAUGUACAAGAAGGAAAUACGACUUAAGCAAACGAUUGUGCAAGAGAUUGCUCAUACUGCUGACCAGGAUCUUAUGAUGGUUUAUUUAUCGUCUUGGUUGUACCAGCCCUAUAUUGAGAACAGCAGCAAACUACUGCUAGAAAGCAUGUUGCUGGAAACAGGACAUAGACAAGUGUAGCAUUUAAGACUACUUCUAAUGAUACUCAUGUGACACUGAAGCAGCAACAAACUGCAAGGUUAAUCAUACGUUGUAUUUUUAUAAGGUUAUUAAAAUGUUUUUUUCCCUCUGUA